CAAAAUACACGCACAUCGCAAUUUGUCCCAGAAUGUCAAACGGAAGAGCUUUCUGGGCUGCUGGCAAGCACAUCGUUACCACUCCAAAUUCUCCGACUCCCUCAUCUGUCGAAACACCAAACAAGUCAAAUAACAAGUCUCCCACACAUCAGAAAAAUAAGCUAAAGGUGUCUUGGGCAGAUGAGGAGGAGGAUGAGAAGUUUCUCGCCCUGUUGGCGCCCCAGAAAGACAACCCGACCGCAUCUUCCCUGGAGACCACGAUCACAGUCAAAGAUGAGCGGAUCAAGGAACUAGAGGCAACCAUUGUCAGCAAGGAUCUUCGCAUUGCCGAGCUGGAGGUCGCUGCACAAGGUAGCCACAAGCAGAUUGAAGAUCUUGAAGAGGAUAUACGAGUCAAGGAAAACACCAUGAAGACAUUGGAGAAGGAGAACCAUACGCAAUUCAUCAAACUCCAGGAGUUGCACCGAGAUUCGACCGAGAAAGAUGAUCGCGUUCAGAGUCAGAAAUCCGCACUGGAGCGAUUCACUGCUACCCAAGACCCUCAUCAAACAUCCAUCUUGGAUACUCAGUUGUCUACCAAGAGCGGUGAUGCGAAUGGUAUUGAGACGGUCAAAACUAACACAAAAGAAUCCACUCCAACUACUCCAAAGAAGUCCGGGAAUGUCCAGACUUCCGAGCUCAAACAGUCUGUCUACAAAGUUGCCGAGCCUAUUGCGACAGAGAACACCAAAGGCGACCAGACUGAGAAGACUGUUGGUGGCCCAUCCUCUCACGACACUGAUUCCCUAACAUUCGUGACGAAGGACACGUUGAAGGUGGUUCCUCCUGCCCCAAAGCCUAGGAUACUUACCUUUCCGAUCGACUUGAGCAAGUACGGCAAGACGCCUGUUGCUGCUUUGCCCCCCAAAAGUUCAGGACAAUCUCCAGUUUCCAUGGGAGGCAAGAAAGGUCACACUACGUCGUGGGGCCAGUCACCGAAGCACACACGCGUCAAGACUGACGCGAAGCCAGACUUCAACCCUUCAACUGAUAUACGACACAUGUCGUAUGCUAGCCGUGUAUUGUACUUCAAUGGUCCAGACGUCGCUGUCAAGCUGGGAGACGUCGAACUCAAGACUCUUCCCCAGUAUAUCCUCAUACAGUGUUCCGGCAAGGCAUGGCAACACUUCGAGGCCAACCCAGAUGCGACUUCGUGGACCUUGCCCGCAGGCUCCAUCGACGCCGACGCCGCCAGGUGUCUUCUCAACUGGAUGGAUGAGAUGACAUACCAGGCUCGCGUCUACUCUGUCACACUCAAUUCGGCACCGGUGAACGACCAGAAGAACGUACAGAUCUGUCGCGCCGCUCGUGUAAUGGGCCUCAACAACACAUAUGUCGGCCACUUCACGAAGCAUCUGUGCGAGAAGAUUCGUAGUAAAGACACCUCCCACAAGUUCAUGAACCUUGUAUGCGAGGCUGCAUAUCCGGAGAACGACCCGGUGUUUGACUGCCUCGCCAACAAACUCGCCAUGCAAAAGGCAGCGGGCAGUGUGCAGUGCAGGGAGGUAUUGGAGAAGUUGGCUGCCGCGCACCCGGCACUGGAAGCCGAAGUGGAGAAGAUUGAGAGGAGGAUGGGCACUAUUCGGGGGCGCAAGUAG
Molecule: messenger RNA, 1637 nt
Organism: Bipolaris sorokiniana ND90Pr
Lineage: Eukaryota; Fungi; Ascomycota; Dothideomycetes; Pleosporales; Pleosporaceae
Exons: 2
Coding region: 33-1637 (534 amino acids)
Source: RefSeq, a predicted model, not a curated record